Messenger RNA from Oryza sativa Japonica Group (Japanese rice), 2745 nucleotides. RefSeq names its product long-chain-alcohol oxidase FAO1. Gene Ontology annotation, molecular function: flavin adenine dinucleotide binding; long-chain-alcohol oxidase activity. The record is from RefSeq and is a predicted model, not a curated record. Lineage: Eukaryota; Viridiplantae; Streptophyta; Magnoliopsida; Poales; Poaceae.
GAGACGCGGAUUAAUGCCACGCACACUCCCAUCUACUCUUCCUCCUCUCGUCACCACCCGAUCGCGCCAACGCACGCACGCCGCCCAGAUCGCGCGCGCGCGCGCGCCGCGAGCUCAGCUCAGCUCAGCCUCAGCUCCUCCUCUCUCUAUAUAUACCCUCGCGCGCCGCGCACGGACACGCACGCACGCUGCACGCACCGUCGUCGACAUCGCUGUCGUCUCUGCGCGAGAUACUCUUAGCUUCGUCGUCGGCGGCAAUGGCGCCGCACCCGCUGCUGAGGGGAGGGGCGAGGCGGGGGAGGAAGUACGCGCACGGGAUGCACCCCGCGCAGAUGGAGGCGCUGCGCGCCAUGUGCGGCGCGCUCAUCCCGUCGCUGCCCGUGGACGCGGACGGCGGCGACGGCGGGCGCCGCCCCGGCGACAAGGACCUCGAGCGGUUCUACCUCGCCUCCGCCGCCGACUCCUCCAUCCCCGACGAGGUGGCGGAGCUGCUGGUGACGCGUUGCAUAUGGGAGGCGGUGGCGCUGACGUGGGUGGUGCUGUGGGCGCUGAGCACGCGGGCGGGCACGCUGCUGCUGUGCGGCCGGGACAGCGUCGCCGCCGUCGACGGCGGCGGGUUCCCGUUCGUGUCCGUGCGCCGCUUCGCCGACAUGCCGGCGGCGAGGCGGGAGGCGGCGCUGUGGCGGUGGAGCGGCGCGCGGUGGCUCUUCUUCCCGCUCCGCAUCGCCUUCGCCAUCGCCAAGAUCCUCUGCCACUACGUCUUCUACUCCAUGGUGAACGAGAACUCGGAGAAUCCAUACUGGAAAGCAAUAGGAUACAGAGUGGAAGAGCCCCGACGUGAUCGAGCAGAGUCGAUGCCGUCGCCGUCGCCAUCGCCGGUAUCGCGGCGGCCACUGGACAACGGCGUCGUGGAGACGAGGGCGCUGACGGACACCACCCUCCUCCGGUCGCUCGCGGCGAAGGGCCUCGCCGUGAGGCCCGGCGCGUCGGACGAGCACCACACGGUGCGGUGCGACGCCGUCAUCGUCGGCUCCGGCUGCGGCGGCGGCGUGGCCGCCGCGGUGCUCGCGUCCGCCGGGUACAAGGUGGUCGUCGUCGAGAAGGGCGACUACUUCACCAAGGAGGAUUACAGCUCGAUCGAGGGCCCGUCCAUGGAGCGCCUCUUCGAGAGGGGCGGCGUCUUCUGCACGUCCAACGUCACGACGAUGAUAUUCACCGGCGCGACGGUCGGCGGCGGGUCGGCGGUGAACUGGUCGGCGAGCAUCCGCACGCCGGCGGGCGUGAUGCAGGAGUGGUCGCGCGAGCACGGGCUGGCGGUGUUCGCGAGCCCCGGGUACGCGCGGGCCAUGGACGCGGUGUGCGAGCGCCUCGGUGUGACCGACGCGUGCCGGGAGGAAGGGUUCCAGAACAAGGUGGUGCGCCGCGGGUGCGACGCGCUCGGGCUGCGCGCCGACGCCGUGCCGCGCAACUCGUCGGAGGGGCACUUCUGCGGCAGCUGCAACUUCGGGUGCCCCACCGGCGACAAGAAGGGCACCGACACGACGUGGCUCGUCGACGCCGUCGAGCGCGGUGCGGUCAUCCUGACCGGGUGCAAGGCCGAACACUUCAUCGUCGAGAGCAACGGCGGUGGCGGCGGCCGGAGCAAGAGGUGCGUCGGCCUGGUGGCGACGUGCAUGAGCAACGGCAUCACCAAGAAGCUCCGCGUCGAGGCGAAGGUGUCCAUCUCGGCGAGCGGCGCGCUCAUGACGCCGCCGCUGCUGCGCAACAGCGGGCUCAAGAACCGCCACAUCGGCCGGAACCUGCACCUCCACCCGGUGUCCAUGGCGUGGGGCUACUUCCCGGACAACACGCCGGAGCCGCACAUCCCGGGGAAGUGCUACGAGGGCGGCAUCAUCACCAGCAUGCACCGCGUCACGGAGCGCACCAUCAUCGAGACGCCAGCGCUCGGCCCGGGCGCCUUCGCCGCCCUGGUGCCCUGGGAGUCCGGCCGCGACAUGAAGGAGCGGAUGCGCCGGUACGCGCGCACGGCGCACGCGUUCGCGCUGGUGCGCGACCGCGGCGCCGGGUCCGUCGACGGCGAGGGCCGCGUCCGCUACGCCCCGAGCCGCGACGACGCCGAGGAGCUCCGCGCCGGCCUCCGCCGCGCGCUGCGCAUCCUGGUGGCCGCCGGCGCCGCCGAGGUGGGCACGCACCGCAGCGACGGGGCCCGCCUCCGAUGCAAGGGCGCGCGCGACGCGGACGUGGAGGCGUUCCUCGACGAGGUGACCGUGGAGAAGGGGCCGAUGCACUCGACGACGGACAAGUGGUCGGUGCUCUGCUCGGCGCACCAGAUGGGGAGCUGCCGGAUGGGCGCGAGCCCCCGCGACGGCGCCGUCGACGUCGCCGGCGAGAGCUGGGAGGCGGAGGGGCUCUACGUCUGCGACGGCAGCCUGCUCCCGACGGCGGUGGGCGUGAACCCGAUGAUCACCAUACAGUCCAUCGCCUACUGCGUCGCCAAGGGCAUAGCCGACUCGAUGGCACACGGCAAGGAGCAGCGCUAGUAAAAUCUUUUUCCUCUUUUGUUCAUGCAUAAAUUGCAAAUUUGCAAUGUCCCUGCUUGUUAAUCAACUGUAAUAGUGAUGAUAAAUCACGAGCAUAUUUCAGCAGAUGAUUCAUAUGGGAAAAUAAUUCUAAGGGAUUUAGAGAUCUGUUUAGAGUCUUUCAGAGACGACAUGGGCCUCAAGAUAAAUAUGGUAAAGGUUCAAA